Paramecium tetraurelia is the source of this 1887-nucleotide messenger RNA. RefSeq lists its product as uncharacterized. Lineage: Eukaryota; Ciliophora; Oligohymenophorea; Peniculida; Parameciidae. The transcript has a single exon. The record is from RefSeq and is a predicted model, not a curated record.
AUGAAAGAGUGGAAAUUAUUAUUACUUUCAACUAAAUAUUUAUGUGCUUAAUUUGUGAAUUCUAUAGAUUAUUUGGGGGAGAAGCGAAUCAAUGGUACAUCGGCUAUAGUUUGGCAUGUAUAAAAUUAAGUAAAUUUAAAUUUUAAAUUAGUAAUUUAUGUUAGAGGUAAUAAAUUUAUAAUGUAAACUGGUCUUUAGAUCCUUUGUUAAAGUUGUUCAUUUAUAUUAAUGAAUAAUGUGCAAAUUUAUGAAAUGAUCACACAUAAUUUGAUAACUGUGCUUAUGAUUGCCUUAAGAUAUUCAAUUGAAUCUGGAAGCAGGUAAUAUUUCGUAGCUUAUCAAUCAUAAAUUUAGUAUGAAAAUAUUAUUUAAGAUUUACUUCCCUCCUGGGUUGUCAUAGUUAAAUUUGAUAAAAACUAAGGAUAGUUAAGUUUAGAUAAAAUAAAUAGCAAUAUGAAAGCUAAGCUCGACAUUCAAGAUGACAAAUGUUUUCGAGAUUUUUUAAGAAAAAUGAAAGCAAUUCCCUAUGAAUCAGAAAGACAAAGUUUUCAAUCCAUAAAGUUGGAGCACACACUAAUCAGAUUAUUACAAUAGUAAAAGGAUGAGCAUGCAGUCGAGAGAUACUAUGCUGAGAUAGAUAAGAAUGAAAGCAAAACUAAAUAAUUAAAAUUCAAGAUAACUCAAGUUUAUUUUAAAACUUUCGACCCUUCUGUAAUUUUGCUAUUUGAAGAAUUAAAAGAAGAUAAAUAUGAAUCCUUAAUCUAAUAGAUAGAGCAAAGAGACUAUUCUUAGUCAACCUAUGCCAGAAUCUCACUCUAGGUCUUAACUCAGCAAAUUUAGUUGUUAAAGUUUAUCAAAAUGUAUUUUUCGAAAGGAAAAUCACUUUAAUGUCCUACUCAUCUUCUGAACUGUAUCAAUAACUAGAUCCAAAAGGGAUAUAACAUAUUCAAUCUGAACUUUGAUAUAUUGAAUCAAUUUAAAAUUUCCCAUAGGUAAAUUAAAUUCGAAGCAAUUGAAAUUUAGCCAUUAUUGCUUAUUGAAUAGUUGUGUGAAGACUUGCUGUUGACUUAAGCAUAAAGUAAUCCUAAGAGGAGAUAAAUAGCAAUUUCUGAUGUAAUUAAAACUGACAGAGCAAAGCUAAUUUCUAUAAUCAUUAACUUGGUUGAGUAUAUAAAAAUAUUAAUGUCAAUAAUCUAUGGGGAUGAGAAAAUCCUAAGUUAAAGUGCUCCAUUCGGAUUUUAGAUUUUAAUAUCUUUAAAAUAUUCGAAGGCUCAUCCAAAAUGCUUGAAAUUUGGAUUGUUUCAUCCUAAGUUGUACCUCCCAGCCUCUAUUAAGGAGCUAUUUUAUAAUAUAGAAACAGCAAUUCAUCAUAAAAAAAGAAAUUGGAAUUCGAAAAACUAUUAUAGCAUGAUAAAUCAAUUGACUCAUGCAUACUCAUAAAUGUUUGAAGGUUAUAAGAAAGAUAACUAUAAGUCUACUAGUUUAAUGGAUGAGGAUUUAUUUCCCCAUAUUUAAAAACAAAGCAUGUGUUAAAGUUAAGAAUCACGAUUACCCACAGUGUAAAAUCAUAUACCAUAAUAAUUUUAAUUUAAUAUUUUAGGGUAUCCCAUGGCUUAGUACUUGAUAAGUUAAUUGGGCCCAUGUAAUAAAUUACAAUUUAAGAAUAGAUUUAUAAAUUACUCCGGAGGGACUAAUUUGUACAUGAAUUCUUAAUAAACUAAACUAUCUUUUCUUAUUUAUCAAAAUUUAGAUGAAUUUAUAUAAGAAUUAAACUAAUAGGAGAAGCCCAUUUUCGAAUACUUUCAAAAAAAAAAGAUGUUUAAUCAUGAUAUUACUUAGAAAUAAUAUCCUUGUUCUCAAUUUGGAUCCAAUUAGGGAAGAUUUUGA